GCCAUUUUGAAUUGAGAUUUGACUCACUUGGAAAAGAUAGCGUUAGCUCAGGUAUAAGCCCGGCCCGAACACCGGUGGCAAGAAGUAGAAGGGCUCAUAUGACACUGGUUUGUCCUGGCUGCCAGUAUUGUAUGAGUUUAGAGCUCUUAUUGAAUGUGCACCACACUGUCUGCCACUAGUUUAUCCUGAUAGUUUGCAGCGACAGCAAAGCAGAUGUGAUAGCCGACUAGCUAGCUGAGUUAGCUUGCUGUGGGGCUGAGCAUCAGCACCCAGCGGCUCUGAGGAGAGCAAAACACACCCCAGACCGGUCAACAAACUUCUUUGUGAGGUGUCAAUGUACUGAGUCAACCAGUGUCAAGAUAUUUAGCUGACCUACCAUAAGGAGAGAUGUAUCAGCUUCCCGUGAAUAACCUUACUAGAAUCAGACGAGCGAGGAAACAAGUGAAAAAAGCACUUGAAGACAUUGGACUGGACUACUGCAAAGAGGCAGCAGAGGAAUUCAAGGACUUUUGCCCUGAUGAGCAGUUUGUAAAAGGUAGUCUUUGCCUUGAUAUCUGUGCAUGGGAUCCAUCAGACUCUAAAACACAGGAAUAUAGAUCAAAGCCAUUUUGCUGCACAGAGUGCCCAUUUUCUUCCAAAUACUACUCAGGCUACAAGAAUCACUUCCGCAAUGUACACAGGAAAUACUUUGACUGUACACUCCUGCUCAGUUGUCCAUACUGCACAUUCACUGCAAGCAAGAGAACUUUAGAGACACAUGUAAAAAUAUUCCAUAUACCCACUACAGUGCGCAAGAGUUAUGGGAUCCCACAGGGGACUGUUGUGGGAAAGAAGAACAAAGCAGGUGAGAAAGUUGGACAGGGAGAUGGCGUGGAGAAAGCAAUGUAUUAUUGCAAAAAAUGCACGUUCCGAGACACUCUCUAUAACGUUGUGAGAAGGCACAUCUACAGGGAACAUUUUCAGCAUAUUGUAUCACCAUAUCUAGGUAUGGUCUCUGAAUCUUCCGUCAAAAAUGGAUCUAAUUCUGUCAAUGGCAACAACAUCCUCUGUAAACGCUGCCAGUUUUCCACUCGAAGCUACGAGGCUCUGGUACAACAUGUAAUAGAGUAUCACGAACGCAUUGGUGCACAGGUAACCACUAUGAUUGGACAUGCUAAUAUCAUUGUCUCCAGGAAUCAGUCCUUUCCAAUCACUUCGCAGAAGACCCCUCUUAUGAUGAGUAGGGGUGCAGUAGCACAAGGCCCAAUAGCACAACCAGUAAUUGGCUAUUUAAAGCCUGCGGCCCCUGUUGUUAAAAAUCCAUCCACCAUCACAGCUGGUAAGGUGCAUGUCAAACAUCCUGGCAACAACACUGUGGCUGAAAAUAGUUCUGCUGGUGUGAACACGGGUCAGACACAGAAGUGGAAGAUAUGCACAGUUUGCAAUGAGCUUUUUCCUGAAAACCUGUACAGUGCUCAUUUUGAGAAUGCGCACAAAGCAAAGAAAGUUUGGGCGCUGGCCAAGUACAUCAUGAAAAUCCACAACUUUACCAGCAAAUGCUUACUCUGCAACCGCUAUCUACCCAGUGAUACCCUGCUUAACCACAUGAUGAUCCACGGGAUCACCUGUCCACAAUGCCAUGCUGCUUUCCACAAUGUUGAGAAGAUCAUGGAGCAUGUGGCCCAGACUCAUCCUGGGGACUAUGUUGGACCCCCAGGUGCAUCACCUCUUACCUUUGAUCUCACCAUUCAACAAGAUAAGUUAAUUAAUGUACAGCUGCUUGUUCUAACUUUCAACAUGAAAGAAUCUGUCAAUGGUCAAGAUCAGCUCGCACCUGCUCAGGGCAGUUUUCCACCUUUGGUCAAAGUGAGCGCUCCAAAAAUUGCUGCUGCAAGUUUCCCUUCCCUGCCUCACAAAAGUGAGGUUGGUAAGACUCUGUGUCCGCUGUGUUUUACCAUCCUGAAGGGUCCUAUAUCUGAUGCUUUGGCUAUGCAUUUGAGGGAGCGACACCAAGUGCUUCAAACAAUGCAUCCUGUCGAGAAAAAGAUGACAUACAAGUGCAUUCAUUGCUUGGGAGUGUACACCAGUAACAUGGUUGCCUCCACGAUCACGUUGCAUCUUGUGCAGUGCAGGGCUGUGGGUAGGACACAGGCAAGCCAAGCCUUUAAGUCUUCCCUGACUCUUAACUCAUCAGGGGCUGGCUUCAUCAAGAGGCAGCUGCCAGCGCAGACCACGUCCAAUCCCAAGAGGUUAAAACUGAGCAAGGAGUCAAAGAUUUCCUCCACAACCAUUGGAAAGCUACCCGAAUCUGGGCUUGCUCUGGAUCCAAGAAGCUAUGAGCACAAGACGUAUGAGGCCAGGAAAAAUUUUCUGACGGCCUACUUCAACCGGCAACCAUACCUGUCAGCUCAGGAAGAGGAGAAGCUGUCUGCAAGCCUGUGGCUGUGGAAGUCAGACAUUUCUAGUCACUUUGUAAUGAAGCAAAAAAUGUGUGUGCGACAGUGUGAGACUAAGAAAUUGUCUGUGCUACUUGGCUUUGACAUGCACGCUGUCAAGAAAGUAAAGCAUGACUUGAUCUUUGAGGAGAGUAAGAUUGAUGGCCCAUCAGUAGAGAGACCUGGAGUUCUGAAGUCUGGCGCUCCAAACACAGACCAAAACAAGCCGUGCGAGACACUUAAUUGUACCUUGAAACUCAGUACAUGUACAGAGACCAUCUCCAUAGACUCUGACAGUGACCAAGAAACUGAGAAAAAAUCUGAGAAUGGAAAUGUUUCCACCAACCAACAUGUUAAGUCCAAUGACCCAGCAAACCUGACGGAUGAAGAAGAACCGGAUACCAAGGAGGAUCUUUCUAAAGAGCAGGAGAGCUCUUUGCAAGAUGGGAAAUCAAAUGCCUGGAUGACUUUCUGUUAGUGUUUAUGUCUGGAAGUGUGCCUUGGUUGUGAAACAGUUCAGUUUAGAAAGCAGUGUAUAAAUUCAGCUGGAGAGAAAGAACUUGGCUGAAAACAGUUACUUCUCACAAAUAUCUGCCAUGGGUCACAAAAAACUUAGCUUUCAAAUGUUAAGCUUGUUCUUAGAGUCUGAAAGAAGGAAAAAAAGUUACAUGUUGGUGCAUAAAUAUGACAUGUAAGUUAUGUAUAUAUUUUUUUUGCCAUCUUUCUUUGUUAGGCUCUUUAAACAGUCUGUCUUAUCCACAAGCUAACUAUCACAAGAUUUAUGAAGCCUACUUCCCUGGUUCCAUGGUUUUUCUCAAUUGUGAAAAAUAACUAAUUUUCUUUCACAUUUAGAAAGUGUAGGAUAUGCUUAUUAUUGCUUAUGUACACAUUUUAAUAAAUAUGUUUGUUUACA
Molecule: messenger RNA, 3327 nt
Organism: Labrus mixtus (cuckoo wrasse)
Lineage: Eukaryota; Metazoa; Chordata; Actinopteri; Labriformes; Labridae
Gene: adnpa
Product: activity-dependent neuroprotector homeobox a
Exons: 4
Coding region: 388-2892 (834 amino acids)
Biological process (GO): regulation of gene expression
Cellular component (GO): nucleus
Source: RefSeq, a predicted model, not a curated record